AUGAACCUCAUCAACAAGGAGCUCGCGGCGGUGCAAAAUGCUACCCAGACGGACAAGCUGCGCGAGAUUCUGGGUCCCCGCGGCGCCAGACUCAUCGCCACGUACGUUCCUCGGCAAAGGCGGAGCGGCCACGGACGUAAAAAACAUAACAUCAGGGCCACCAUUUCGCAGGAAGCUGUGUGUCGAGAGACUUACCGAGAGCGCACAAGAGGGGCGCUAGCAAUCGGAAAAGUCCUCAACGCGCCAUGGCUUGCCACCGCGCGUGCCGCUGUGGCUGCUUGCUACCAUAACGGAAAGCUAAGCAAGAACAAGAUCGACGCAGCAAAAGUUGCUCGACCAGUUGCAGUGCGACGAGCGACAUGCAGAUCGACGAGUAAAUGA
Amoebophrya sp. A120 is the source of this 381-nucleotide messenger RNA. NCBI's taxonomy places the organism in Eukaryota, Dinophyceae, Syndiniales, Amoebophryaceae. The record is from the annotation of a GenBank genome assembly.